AUGGGCAUGUCUUUGCAAAUCUUGGAACAAGUUGGACAGGGCGGUUUUGCUACAGUGUAUCGCGGCCGAUUGGGCGGCCGGAAAGUAGCAAUCAAGAGGACCUUCGGCGGGCAAGCGAGCCCCGGUAGACGCUGUGCUGCCAAAGAGUUUGCCUUUCUACAAUCGCUUCGACACAAGAAUGUCAUCGAGUUUGUAGCAGCCGCCGAAAGUGUCAUUUUCACCGAUCUGAUUCUGGAAUUCUGCGUCAAUGGCAGUCUUCAGGGUCUAAUCCAUGGUCCUCGAGGCGGGCGUGUACGAUCCAGAUUCCCGGCUGAAAGGCUGAAUAGACAAGCUGCUGCUGCUCAACUCAUCAGCGCGAUCCACUACUGCCACUAUGGAUUCGACGGCUACCAAAUUAUUCAUUGCGAUAUCAAACCCGACAAUGUAUUGAUCACUUCCGGCGGCAUUCUGAAGCUCUGCGAUUUUGGUCUGGCCAAGAAGGCAUACUGUGGCAAGUGCGAGACCCGCUCGUAUGACGGUACGCCUGGAUACAGAGCUCCAGAGAUCCUUUGCUGUAGGCCGUACGGCCCUGCCGUCGAUCUCUGGUCCCUUGGUUGCACUCUGUAUGAGCUGUUUACAGGCAAGUACCUCUUUCACGAAGUUCUGCUGAGCGCGACGUCAUCAGAGAUUGGCCUUCUACGCGACGCCAACUUCAUGGUCAACGCAAAUACACCUCGUACUCCCACGUACAAUUCCAGAAGCAACCCUCGAAGGUCCACGUCGCGCCAGAAAGAGUCAAAAGCCCUCGGAUCGAUUGGCACUCUCUUCCCCUACGCCCUGUGUUGUCUCCUGCGCGGAACGUCCGCCUUCGUGCGUGCCAGCGAUGUGAGACUAUCAACCUGGCCUCAUGUUGACAUGAACACGCCCCGAUCGGAUGAGUCCGUGUCGUCCGAUAUGCCUGCGAAGAUCUGCGCCAAGGAGAAGACCUCACUGGCCAGCGUUGAAGGCGUUAGCAUCUCGGUCAAUGUGUGA
Molecule: messenger RNA, 1011 nt
Organism: Microstroma glucosiphilum
Lineage: Eukaryota; Fungi; Basidiomycota; Exobasidiomycetes; Microstromatales; Microstromataceae
Product: kinase-like protein
Exons: 13
Coding region: 1-1011 (336 amino acids)
Biological process (GO): protein phosphorylation
Molecular function (GO): protein kinase activity; ATP binding
Source: RefSeq, a predicted model, not a curated record